CAGAAACUUCCAGAACCAGAAUAAAGACACUAGUUGCUAUAAUUGUGGCCAGGAAGGACAUUUUGCUAGAGAGUGUCAGAGACAGCAGCAACAACAACAAACCAACGGGAGUAACUGGCAGAGCGCUCCCCCACCGCAAGUAUCACUAUACAAACCAAAACCAGAAUGAAACGAGGCAGGGACAGCUGACACCAAAACAGCGAACAAGCAGUACGUGCUAACUUUUUCUAAACCACAAGAAGCCCCCACCGUUGAUCUCUUCGUGAAUGUCUGUGUUGCAGGUGACUGACUGGCAAAGUGAAGACGGGUUCAAAUUCUCCCCCAGUGCUCGCGCUGUUUGCGCUCCUUUCUUUUGGGUCGCGCCUGUCCAACGGGGAAUCCAUGGGGCAGAGAACCGAGAUGUGCCCCCUGAGGAGGCACUGGGAGGCACGUUUUCCCCCUUGCUGAUCGGCCUCCCCGAUUCUCUAUGGGCAAAAGAUAAGUAUGAUAUUGGCCUUAUGAAAGGGGCAGAGCACCUAACAUUCACACCAAAAAGCACACACCGGCCUAGCCGCACCCAGUAUUCUCUCAGCAAGGAAGCACAGGAAGGCAUUGCUCCUGUGCAUGCGUCUUUGGUCUCUAGAGGAGCUAUCGUGCCCUGCCCAGAGUCGCCUUGCAACACCCUGAUUCUCCCGGUCCGCAAAGCCUCGGGAGAAUGGCGAUUUGUCCAAGACCUCAGGUUAGUAAAUGACGCGAUACAUGCAAGGGCCCCUAUUGUGCCAAACCCAGUUACUGUUUUGUCAUUUUCUUUACAGGACGUAGCUGACUUACAACACAGUGUGGGUCCUGCCGAGAUAGCUCUGUGGAAAAACAAAUGCUUUUAUGAUUCUACUCAUAAGAUUUGGCGAGGACCCACUGGGUUACCUGCCCUUCCCCAUUCAUGUUUCCCUUAUGUAGCUAAGUUGGCACACGGCCAAGACCAUGUGCCAAAGGGAGGGGUGGUGAAUGUCGUUAACAAUUUUUCGUUUGCUCCAGGUUUUUCUACAUAUGCUAACCAAUUUUGUGCUAAUUGUGUGAUUUGUAUGACCAACAAUAUAGGCCGCAGCACGCCCAUGUCCGUAUCAGCUCAUCCGAGGCCUGAGGGCCCCCAUGUCAUGAUGGAUUUUAUUGAAUUAACACCUUGCCAAGGUUACAAGUACUGUCUUGUGAUAAUUGACGCUUUUUCUAAAUGGAUUGAAGCAUUCCCAUGCAGACAUGCCACAGCUAUGGCAGUAGCAAAAAGCCUGAUGAGAGAGAUUAUACCCCGAUGGGGUCUGCCAUCUAAAUUGACAUCUGACAAUGGUUAUCAUUUUGUGAACAGUGUGGUACAGAACAUUUCUGAAAGCCUACAAAUUGAUUUACGCACACACUGUAGCUACCACCCCGCAAGCGGAGGCUUGGUGGAGAGAGCGAACCAAACAAUAAAAACUAAACUAGCUAAGCUCAUGGCUGAAACAGGGCUCUCCUGGGUUACAGUAUUGCCAUCGGCCCUGAUGUACAUGCGCGGACGCACGCACAGUACUACAGGGCUAGCACCCCAUGAAGUAUUGACGGGAUGCCCAAUGCGGAUGCUGAACACACCUUUUCCUCAAAAUAGGCUCACCCUAAUGGGAUGUGAGGAUGAAAUGGUAAAAUAUUGUGCUUCUCUUAACAAUGUUCUGAAGUCUAUUUUUCCCAGGGUAAAAGCCGCCCUACCCGAGCCUAAGAAAGGGGCGCUCCACAAGCUCCUGCCAGGGGACUGGGUGAUCAUCAAAGAUCUCCACCGGAAGCAUUGGCAUCAACAACGCUGGACAGGUCCAUUCCAGGUGCUCCUGACAACGCAGACAGCAGUGAAAGUCGCUGAACGAUCAACGUGCCCUAUAGCCCGAAGGGAGAUGUAUCGCCCCCUGGAACAACGUAGACGGCUCGGAUGGCCUUGGGACAGUCAGCUUUGGACCCCCAGAGUCCUGAUUGUUAUUUUUCUUGGCAGCAUAUUAACUGUGUUUCUCAUCUGGCUCUUAACUGAACUUAAAGAUAAUAAAAAAGAGCCAGAUAUUACAAACCACAGCUACGCUGAAAAUCGCACAGAACUAAAAAGAACAUUGCACACAUGGAACAUGAUCGAAAACAUGCGGACAACGGUUGGUGGGCAAUGCUCAACCAUACUGUACGGAACACUGAACAUUACUGACAAUGGUUUAUAUAUGGCAUAGUGAUAUUGUUGUUGUUUUUGCUUAUCAUAACCUGCAUGAAAAAGUUAUGUACUAAAACUGUUGACACUGUUUUAAACAUGCCCCUACUUACUAAUGAUGACCAGUGUAAUGAUUCAAAUGAUGAUCCUUUCAACAAAAUGGCAAAUGACCUGAUGAGUAUUUAGGAGGUCGUAAUUCCCGGUAGUUAGAGGUUCUGAACUACCUACAUAUGGGAGCUUGUCUUGAUUAAGAUAAUGGGGAAAAUCUGUAAGCGGGAUACAUUGGGUCGUCACUUUGUUUAUAUUAUACUACAUGUUAAACUUUGUAAAUCUUGCUUUAACUUGUAUUAUUGUGUGUGUUUGAAUCCAUUUUCUGAAUAAGGUUGAGACAUUAGUCUCAAAAGGGAGGGAAUGUAAUAGAAAUGUUACAGAAAAUAGAAUUGGCUCGACAUAAUGUACUGGCAUUUUGCACUCCUAUAACCUUGCUCGCAUAACCUUGUAUGCUUUGCCUAAGAUAAAGUUGAAACAAGGAACCGCAAGAUGCCUACACUGCAGCUGUUUCUGUGAAGAUAACAGGAUGAGCCAGACGUGUCUUUUACCCAAACUACCCAUCCUGUUAUCUGCUUGCUUAGCUAUAUGCCACGUAUGCAUAGUUAUAAGUUGUUUUUUCUUAUAUGCUAAUAUCUGAAUCAUCAUUGGCUAACCCUCUGCCUUGCUGACAGUUUUAAGGUAUAUAAGAAACUGAUCUAACUCUGUAUGUUGGAACACUGCUCGAUGAUUAUCUAGCACCCUGUGUGUUGAGAGUGUUUUCAGUUUGCAAACUUAAGAAAUAAAGGCCUGUGUGUUUGGAACUCGCAGUCUCUCUUCCUUUUAUUAGA
Molecule: messenger RNA, 3066 nt
Organism: Acipenser ruthenus (sterlet)
Lineage: Eukaryota; Metazoa; Chordata; Actinopteri; Acipenseriformes; Acipenseridae
Exons: 2
Coding region: 267-2210 (647 amino acids)
Biological process (GO): DNA integration
Molecular function (GO): nucleic acid binding
Source: RefSeq, a predicted model, not a curated record